Messenger RNA from Aphanomyces astaci, 1685 nucleotides. RefSeq lists its product as hypothetical. The record is from RefSeq and is a predicted model, not a curated record. NCBI's taxonomy places the organism in Eukaryota, Oomycota, Saprolegniomycetes, Saprolegniales, Verrucalvaceae. The transcript has 11 exons. Gene Ontology annotation, molecular function: NAADP-sensitive calcium-release channel activity. Gene Ontology annotation, cellular component: lysosomal membrane; plasma membrane. Bases 30 to 1361 code for a protein of 443 amino acids.
CAGGUAUCUUGCGACCAAACUCGCAGAACAUGCGCGGCGACGGCGAUGGUGAUGCGCUUCUGGAGCCGCUGGUCGACCCGUCGCCUUCAACAGGACAAGCAAGAAAGGAAGAUAUCAUGGGGUCGCUUCUGCAUGAAGUGAAAAUGUCCCCGUGGGAGAAAUACUGGUAUCACGGCCGCGUUCCGUGGAAAGUGGUAUUGCACGUGUUGCUCAUGCUCUGCGGCACGUUGCAAAUCAUGCUCUAUGACAACCAAAACUCCGCCUACGUCCGUGCAUCAUACCGCAACUGGGCGUACUUCUUCCUUCCUAACGGUGCAUCUACAUCAAGCUUCUCGAUGGACACUACCCCGUUGGAAGAGUCGAUAUUUACCGUCAACGACACAUUGCUUGCGGUGGCACACGUGCGGGACGCGUACUUUUCGAUCAAGGACCUGUCCGUGGCGACGUACGAUUACCAUUACGCUUCCCCGUCCGUCGUCCAGCCCAUGCUCAUGUCGGUGAUCCAAUACCAGAACAAGACGAUCCUUCCUCGCCGCGAGUUCAACAUCACGCCCACGUCGCUGGGUCCGUUCGACGACCUCCAUACAUCGGCGGCCGCGCUGGCCUUUCUGCACUCGAUCGUGUCGAUUGAUUUCGCGUUUCCGCUACGAGAUAUCGACUACGGUCCAUUUUACUUUGACUGUUUCGACUGGACCGUGCGGCUGACGCUGGCCAUGCACGAAAACAGCCACCUUCGGAUGCGCGUGGACGAGUGCUCGUUGGAUGUGUGUUCUGUUAACGAUGUGUGGGCCACCCUCCGUGGCCGCUUCCUCUGGCUCAACUUGGUCGUGGCGGGUCUCACUGUCAUAUACAUUGUCCUUCUGGGCCGAAGUCUUCUCCGCGCUGUUGCGAGCUUCUCCAACCCCACGACAAGUAGACGGGUGCCAUGGACGCAGCUCCCACUACUACUACUACGUCGAGUGUUGACCCUCCACCACGGCCUCGUGAUGGCGACGUUGGUGUUGGUGCUGUUCAAUGCAUUGUGGAACAUCUCGAGCGUGGUGGUGCAUGUCCCGUUGAGUUUUGGCCACCGCUUCGUCCAAGCCCUGGGACCUUUGCUGCUGUGGACGACAUUUGUGGGGUAUUUGGAGCCCAACCGUCGGUUCUACUCGAUUGUGUUGACGCUUGGACGGAGUUUGCCCAAGGUCCUGGGGUUCCUCGUGGGGGUAUCGCCAGUGUUCUUCGGGUAUGCUUUGUUUGGGUCGAUCGUGUUUGGGUACCGCGUCCAGGGCUUUGGGGGAAUUCAGGUAGGAUGGUUGUACCCUUUUUUGUCGUGGAAAUCCAUCGCGACCGUGUUGUGGACACGCAGGAAGCGUGUGUGACCCUCUUUUCGAUCCUCAACGGCGACGUCAUUCUCGACACGUUUGCGUCGCUUCAAACGGACUUUCCGUUCCUGGGCGCGGCGUACUUGUACACGUUCAUUGCGCUGUUUAUUUACGUGGUGCUGAAUAUCUUUGUGGCGAUUGUCGAAGAAGCGUUUUUUGCCACGCGAAGUCAGUCCAGAGCCCUCGAUACCCUCGCGCAACAGAUAUUUACUCCAACUCGACCGGAAACCUCCAACGAAUCAACGACCCAGCAGCAGCAGCAGCGGCGGUAGGAUCAAACCCAGAACAAGACAAGGCACUAGUACUACUAGUACUAGUACU